Microthlaspi erraticum is the source of this 456-nucleotide messenger RNA. The record is from the annotation of a GenBank genome assembly. NCBI's taxonomy places the organism in Eukaryota, Viridiplantae, Streptophyta, Magnoliopsida, Brassicales, Brassicaceae.
AUGGUGGAAGGUUACUUCAAAGGAAAAUGUGGUCUUAGACAAGGAGACCCUCUCUCUCCUUAUAUAUUUGUUAUUGCUAUGAACUACCUAUCUCUAAUACUAAACAAAGCGGCGGAGGAAGGGAAAUUUGCUUACCACCACGAGUGUGAUGCCUCCAAACUGAUUCAUCUUUGUUUCGCUGAUGAUCUUCUCAUCUUCAUGGAGGGCUCCCUGGAUUCUGUACAAAACGUCCUUCAGGUACUCCAUGAAUUCCAGCUUCGCUCUGGCCUAGCUGUUAGUGUACAGAAGUCAAGCUUCUUUGCCUCAAACAUUCCCCAAGAAGAAUGUGACCUGAUCAAGUUCUCUACUGGAAUGCCCCAAGGAACAUUGCCGGUUCGGUCGCUCGUCGUAGAUAGACCCUCGUGGGUGAAUCUAGAACCAUGCUUUGUCGAGGUAAGGUCAGUCGUCCUAGGUUGA